Centruroides sculpturatus (bark scorpion) is the source of this 1418-nucleotide messenger RNA. RefSeq names its product ankyrin-3-like. Lineage: Eukaryota; Metazoa; Arthropoda; Arachnida; Scorpiones; Buthidae. The coding region runs from base 149 to 1336 and encodes 395 amino acids. The transcript has a single exon. The record is from RefSeq and is a predicted model, not a curated record. Gene Ontology annotation, cellular component: cytoplasm; nucleus. Gene Ontology annotation, molecular function: protein binding.
AGACAUUUUUACUGUAUUGUUAAAGUUUCAUUGUGACGAGUAACGUUAUUGUUUUUCUAACAAACGACAUCUGCGGGUUUUAGGUCUAGUGUGGUUUACGGCUAUAGAGACCUUCAAUUUGGAAAUUUAAACUCGUAUUUGGUACAAGAUGUCUGGAAGAAACAACGUCACAAACAGAAAACCACGAAAUUCCAUCGCAGAUAUUCAGAAGAGUAAAAGCCUUCAAGACGAUCCUUCUCUUCAGGGAAAGAUUUCUCGUAGCCACCAUCUAAAUUUGGAAGAUAAAAGAGAUUUAGAUAGCAAAAUUAGCGAAUUUCUCCAAGCUAUUCGGCGUAAUAACGUGCAGCAAGUACGAAGAUCUCUUGAGGAGGGAAUAAAUGUUAAUGCACAAGACACGGCAACGGGAAGAUUGCCAUUGAUCGAAGCGACUAAUUUGGGGCAGGUGGAAAUCGUCAAGGCUUUAUUAACAGCACACGCAGACGUUAAUCUCACCAAUAUUCAGGGUACCACGGCUCUCCACGUAUCUGUUAAUCCGAAAGUUUUCAAUAAAGAAAUAGUACAGUUAUUUCUGGAACGAAGUAAUGCGGAUUACAACAUACAAGAUAAAGUGACCGGAAGCACACCCGUGCACAUUUUAUGCAAAGUUUGUACGUCUGCGAAGAAUAUCCCUAUGUCUACGUUGCAUGGUAUAUUAAAAGAGAUGGUGACGAGAUGUGAUCUACAAUUACAGGAUAAAUUGGGAAACACGCCUCUUCAUAUAAUGGCUAUGGGAAAGAAAGAAGACGUGGAAGCCGUAGACAUUAUUCUUUCGGCCAGACCUAAUAUUAACGUAAAAAACAAUUUAGGAGAAAUUCCCGUAGCCACGGCCAUAGACCACGGAAAUUUCGGCACGGCUCUGACUAUGCUAAAAUGCGAAGUGGACGUCGAUGUCAGGGAUCGAAGCCAAUACACUUUGUUGCAUUAUGCAGCCAAGAAAAAUGCCGGCCAAGUGAUGAAGAAAUUGUUAGAAAAAGGAUGCGAUCCCAAUGCUCGAGAUAGAGACGGCGAUACCUCGUUGCAUAUUGCUGCCGGAAGAGGUUUGGUACAGGUAACGUCCAUCUUACUGAAACAUCCGAAAACAGACAAAAAUAUGCAGAAUUUCGGGGGUUAUACUCCUUUGAUGUGUGCCGUCGAUAGCGGUUUCCUCAAAACAGUACAACUGUUAACGGCAGCCAAGUGUGACGUACGUGUUAAAUGUCCAGAAACCAACAAAACGGCCUUGGAUAUGGCCGAAGAACUAUUUAUAAAAAGAAACAGAAAAGAAAUCUUCGAUUUUCUGAUGUGUGAAAAAGAUUAAAAUUCCGAAUUUAUUUUUAAAAAAUUAAAAAUGCUCUAUUAAACAACUUUCUUGCCUAUUUAGUGUUAUAUUUUGAAGCAGA